AUGGCCACGGCGAACGACAGGGCCGUCCUGCAGACCAUCUUUAACCCCAGCACCCCUUUUGGGGAUAUCCCUGGGCUGGACGAGGAGGAGGAGGAGGAGGCGGCUGCCCAGGAGGAAGGGGAAGCCUUCGCGCCGGAGCUGCUGGAGCAGGUCCGGGACCUGGAGCUGCAGGGGGUUUCUGCCGCCGAGUCGGGAGACCUGAGCACGGCCCUGGAGAGGUUCAGUGAGGCCAUCCGCCUGCUGCCCGAGCGCGCCUCGGCCUACAACAACCGGGCCCAGGCCCUGCGGCUGCGGGGGGACGUGGCAGGCGCCCUGCGGGACCUGGACGCGGCCAUCCGCCUGAGCCGGGGCUGCGGCCGUGCCGCCUGCCAGAGCUUCGUGCAGCGCGGCCUGAUCCGCCGGCUGCAAGCUCGGGAGGAGGACGCCCGGCGGGACUGGGAGCGAGCGGCGCGGCUGGGCAGCGCCUUCGCCCGGCGGCAGCUGGUGCUGCUGAACCCCUACUCGGCGCUCUGCAACCAGAUGCUCUGCGAGAUGCUGGGGCGGCUGCGCAACCCCGGCGGCACCGGCGGCAGCGAGUGA
Messenger RNA from Gymnogyps californianus (California condor), 579 nucleotides. It is a transcript of the gene TTC36, whose product is annotated as tetratricopeptide repeat domain 36. Gene Ontology annotation, biological process: cilium assembly. Bases 1 to 579 code for a protein of 192 amino acids. The record is from RefSeq and is a predicted model, not a curated record. Gene Ontology annotation, molecular function: protein binding. NCBI's taxonomy places the organism in Eukaryota, Metazoa, Chordata, Aves, Accipitriformes, Cathartidae. The transcript is spliced from 3 exons.